This is a messenger RNA of Uranotaenia lowii, 2946 nucleotides long. It is a transcript of the gene Vps16A, whose product is annotated as vacuolar protein sorting-associated protein 16 homolog. Gene Ontology annotation, biological process: intracellular protein transport; vacuole fusion, non-autophagic; endosomal transport. Gene Ontology annotation, cellular component: HOPS complex; lysosomal membrane; endosome. Bases 128 to 2638 code for a protein of 836 amino acids. The transcript has 6 exons. The record is from RefSeq and is a predicted model, not a curated record. Lineage: Eukaryota; Metazoa; Arthropoda; Insecta; Diptera; Culicidae. Gene Ontology annotation, molecular function: actin binding.
GCUAUCCUUAUCAGUAAAAUUUAUGCGGAUAAGUGAAAAUCGCGAUCAGUUUACUGUUAAAAGAAUCCCAAAUUUCCCGAAAAUUUCUGUCUGUAUCCGGAGGAAAAGUUGUCGGGCUUAAGACAGAAUGUCUUUACUUUGCAAUACCGGUGACUGGUUCAUUCUGGGACAUGGCCAUUCGUACAGAAAAAUUGACCUGUACAACAUGGAAUGGCCGGCCACCAUAAAUCUCGAACAGAUGAUAGUGCACGCAGCACCCUACGGUGGCCCUAUAGCCCUGGUUAAAGACUUCAAGCAAUUCAUAAAACUAACGGGCAAUGUUUCGGCCAAACCGGUCAUUCGAAUCUUCAACUGUUCCGGAAAAUUGAUUUCGUCGAUUAAUUGGGAUAACGGAAAUUUGGUGUGCAUGGGUUGGUCCGACGCGGAAGAUUUUCUCUGCGUUCAGGAUGACGGGUUCGUUUGGAUGUACGAUAUGUUUGGGAACUUUCAGCACAAGUUCAGCAUGGGUAAAGAUGUAACGGAGGUAAUCGAUGCCAAAAUAUUUGCCUCCAGUUCUGGAACAGGAGUGGCGGUCAUUACGGCUUCCUACAAGAUCUACGUGGUCAACAGCAUUAAGGAUCCCAAAUCUAGACCGCUUUCCGAGUUGCUGAGUUUAAAUAGCGAAAUCAGUUGUUGGGAGUUGGUUUCAAAAGAGAGAAACACCUGUUGUUUGAUAGCGCGAGAUACGGAAAUCAUUCUUGUUAGACACGGAGAUUCUGCACCAAUGACUCAUGUCAUUACCAUGAAAAACGAUUUCCGCAAUAUUGUGUCCAUGUCGGUAUCAUUCAAUCAUCGACAUCUUGCGCUUUAUACGGAUACCGGAGUACUUUGGCUGGGUUCGGCAGAUCUGAAAACUAAAUACAGUGAAUUUGCAACAGGCAGAACAGAUAGACCACAGCAAAUAGCUUGGUGUUGUGACGACGAUGCUCAUCCCGAUCGACAAGCUGUCGUUAUCAGUUACGGAAACACGAUCCUAGUGGUUGGAACUAACGGAGAAUUUAACCCGUUCCCGUUCGAUUCACAAACGAUUCUGAUUCAAGAGAUGGACGCCGUUCGCAUUCUGACCAAUGGAAAUCACGAUAUGAUCCAACGAGUACCGAAAUGCACUAGCAACAUAUUCGGAAUCAACAUAUCCGAACCGGCCAGCUUUUUAUUUGAGGCGCAUCGAAAGUUCCAGGAACGCAGCCAUCAGUCGGACGAAUAUUUGUGUCUGAUCCAGAAUCGGUUGGCUUCGGCCGUGGCGGAAUGCAUCGAGGCAGCCGGACAGGAAUUCGAUUCGCAUACUCAGAAAAGUUUGAUCAGAGCAGCUUACUUCGGGAAAGGAUUCCUGCCGGGGUACAAUUCGGAUGCAUACAUUGAGAUGUGUCGUGUGCUAAGGGUGUUGAAUGCUUUGCGCGAUCAAAACGUUGGAAUGCCGCUGACUUUGAAGCAAUUUAACUAUUUACAACCUUUAGUCAUACUGGAUAGGUUGAUCUUCCGCAAACACUAUGCAUUGGCGAUUCAGAUAGCCAAACACCUUAAGCUACCCGAAUCAAGAAUUCUGGAGCAUUGGGCGUUUCACAAAAUUGUCAACGAUAAGAACGAGGAGGAAGUGGCGCGUAAAAUUUCGGAGAAAUUUCUUUCCCAUCAGACUCGGGAACGCAUUUCGUUCGCAAACGUGGCCAAAAAGGCACAGCAGGUUGGAAAAACUAAAUUGGCCAUCACACUGCUUGAGCUGGAGCCACGUAAAAGUUUGCAAGUUCCCCUGUUGCUAAAGUUGGGAGCAAACGAGAAAGCUCUGAUGGCCGCUACGCAAUCUGGCGAUACCGAUCUCAUCUACAUGGUGAUCCUGGAAAUGAAAAGUACCACAGCGUUGGCCAAAUUUCAGAUGAUCAUUCGACGCUUUCCGUUAGCUCAAAACCUAUACAAGAAGUACUGCCAGGCUAACAGUUUGUCCACGUUGAAGGAUAUCUACUCCCAGGAGGACGAUUUCCAGGCCCAGGCAGAGCUCGGAUUGCGGGAAGCUCUGGAGAUAAACAAUGUUGAAGUUUCCAUACCAGAUAUAAGUGGAAACUAUAAGAAGGCUAACAAAACGCUGGAGACUGAGGCUUGUGAUGAAACGAAAAAGCUGAUGAAACAUCAGAAGGUUUUAGAUGAAAAAUAUCAAAAACGAUUGUACGGAUUACCCCUCCACGCAACCAUCAGACAGGUUCUUCUAAUUGGGGAUCUCAAGUACGCCGAGAGAUUGAAGAGCGAGUUCCGAAUGCCGGAUCGACGUUAUUGGUGGCUGAGGAUCCAAGUGUUGGCCCAACAGUUCCAGUGGGAAGAAUUGGAAAAGUUUGCCAAGAGCAAAAAAAGUCCCAUCGGGUACGAACCGUUUGUGGAGAUUUGUCUCCGGCAAGGUCGGAUCGAUGAGGCAAAAAAGUAUUUGCCACGAUGUAUUGAGGAAAACAAAUUCAAAUGGUAUCUGCGGGCCGGAUGCUACCUGGAGGCAGCUACUAUCGCCUACGAACAGAAGGACAUUGACAAUUUGCUGAAAAUUUACGAUUACUGUUCCAAUGACCCAGUGCUGUCAACAAAGGUGGAGAAUUUGAUAGGCCAGCUGUCCACGAAAAAAUAGGCCCUUGUAUCAGUAAAUAUUUUAAGUGUAAUGUCAUAUAUAAUACGUCUCUUUGUAAUAAUUAUUAAUAUAUUUUUCGGGUUAUUCCAUGAUAUCUAAAUUGAUAAAUAGAAAUUAUAAAAACAUAUUGCGGCAAUAAUUUUUAGAAAUUUUUAAAACCUAUAUAAACCGUAAGCAUAUUUUGUCUGUGCAAACCAAUACCUUUCUUUUUUUUAUUGAAAAUAAGCGCUUUCGUCGUUUUUCUUGCCGGCCUCUUUUGAAUUGAAAAAAAAAAAAAGAUUAUUUGUGUUCCGAUAUUUUAUUUACUU